AUGAGAGAUUUCCGUUCGCUUAAUAUGUUAUUGAUUGCCUUUGUUGGAGUGUUCCUUAUUGCCUCCCCUGUAUUUGCCGCUAGAGAAACUGGGCGAACAACUUUAUUGAGUAAGAAAGAAUCGGGCUAUGGCAGGACCAUGGAAGAUGAUGAUGAUAAAUGUCCACCUUGUUUUAACUGCGCGCUGCCGAUUUUUGAGUGUAAGCAGUUUUCUGAAUGUAAUACAAACACUGGUAGAUGUGAGUGUUUAGCAGGUUUCACAGGUGAUGAUUGUUCUAUACCUGUUUGUGGUGGUCUUUCAGAUGAUAACGACAAGAGACCUCGUCGCCCUGAUGACACCAACGAAUGUGAAUGUGAUGUCGGCUGGGGUGGUAUAAACUGUAAUAUCUGCGAAGAAGAUUCUGUAUGUGAUGCAUUUAUGCCUGAGAAGGGGUUAAAAGGUACUUGUUAUAAGAAUGGGAUGAUUGUAAACAAGUUGUAUCAAGGUUGUAAUGUAACCAAUGAAAAAAUUCUGGAGAUUCUUAAUGGGAAGAUACCGCAAGUUACUUUCUCGUGUGAUAAGAAGACUGAAGGUUGUAAUUUUCAGUUUUGGAUAGAUCGUAAGGAGAGUUUUUACUGUGGGUUGGAUACUUGUUCUUUUGAAUACGAUUUGAAAACCAAUUCAUCGCAUUACAACUGUAAGGAUGUUCAAUGUAAAUGUGUUCCAGACGCGAUGCUUUGUGGAGCAAACGGGUCGAUUGAUAUUUCUGAUUUCUUAACUGAGACUAUUAAGGGACCCGGUGAUUUCAGUUGUGAUUUGGAUGCUAAGAACUGUCAGUUUAAGGAACCUUCUAUGAAUGAUUUGAUCGAAACAAUUUUUGGUGACCCAUAUAUCACGCUGCAUUGUGAAUCUGGUGAAUGUUUGCACUACAGUGAGAUCCCAGGUUAUAAUCCUCCUUCUAAGGAUAUUGCAAUGUCGUGGCAUGCAAAAGUGAUCCUGAGUUUGACGUCGAUGUCGUUGUUGGCCUUGAUCACAUUUGUCUCGUUUUACAUCUCAAAAUCAACCCUUUUCAAGAAUGGUACCAUCCAUUUGGUUGAUGAAGUGGAAACUCUUGACGAGAGUUUCUUGAAAUCCGAUAAUGCUGCAGCAUUGAGUUUUGAAAAUAUCACUUACAAUGUUAGUAGUUCGAAGACUGACGAAAAUAUUUUGAAAGGUAUUAGUGGUAUCAUUAAGCCUGGCCAGAUGAUGGCUUUACUUGGUGGUUCUGGUGCCGGUAAAACUACUUUGUUAGACAUCUUGGCGAUGAAGAGGAAGACUGGUCAAGUUACGGGAAGCAUUAAGGUAAACGGUUCCGAUAUCCCCAGGAAGGAUUUUACAAAAUUGAUUGGAUUUGUGGACCAAGAUGAUUACUUAUUACCUACUUUGACUGUCUACGAAACUGUCUUGAACAGUGCUCUCUUGCGUCUGCCAAGAUCAUUCUCGUUUGCUGCUAAACAGACAAGAGUCUAUCAAGUUUUGGAGGAAUUAAGAAUACUUGAUAUUAAGGACCGCGUCAUUGGUAACGAUUUCGAAAGAGGCAUCAGUGGUGGUGAAAAGAGGCGUGUUUCAAUUGCUUGCGAGCUAGUGACCAGUCCAUUGAUACUUUUCUUAGAUGAGCCAACUUCAGGCUUGGAUGCCAACAACGCAAACAAUGUCGUAGAAUGUCUUGUCAGAUUGGCCAAGACAUACAAUAGAACUUUGGUUCUCUCAAUUCAUCAGCCAAGAUCUAAUAUCUUCCAGUUGUUCGACAAGUUAGUGUUAUUGAGUAAUGGUGAAAUGGUAUACUCUGGAGAUGCUAUUCGCGUCGGUGAAUUCUUGCGUAAUAAUGGCUAUCGCUGUCCUUCUGAUUAUAACAUUGCGGACUAUCUUAUCGACAUUACUUUCGAAUCACAAGGUGCAAAGAAAAGAUUCGCUGCAAGUUCCCCUAGUGAUGACAUUGAGGCUUCCGCCGCGCUCUUCAAUCCUUCUUCAAAGAAAGAUUCAGUUCAUCCAGCGCUGGAAGACAGGACUAAUUCUGUGGGUUCCUUCAAUCAACGUGAAUGGGAACAUUUUGCUGGACAUAGGGAUGAGAUCAGAAAUCUACUAUCGGAAAGCAGCGAUCCUCAAGCAGAGACUGUUGGUUCAAUGAACACGAAGUUGUUGAAUAACAAGUUCAAAGAAGGUCCUUAUUUUGCAGAGCUCAAGUUCGAUAUCGAUACAUUGAUUGCAAACCAUGAACAAUCACCUAUUCAAUUGCCACAAUCCUUAAAAUCAGCAACCUUUUUGCAACAAUUGUCCAUCUUGUGCUCAAGAACCUUCAAGAACAUUUACAGGAACCCAAAACUGCUUUUGGCAAACUACUUGUUGACUUUGGUACUUGCCUUGUUUUUGGGAACUCUUUACUAUGAUGUAUCGAACGAUAUCAGUGGAUUCCAAAACAGAAUGGGUCUCUUCUUCUUUAUCUUGACCUAUUUCGGUUUUGUGACAUUCACUGGUCUAAGCUCCUUUGCAAUGGAGAGAAUCAUUUUUAUCAAGGAGCGUUCAAACAAUUACUACAGUCCAUUGGCCUACUUCAUCAGUAAGAUACUGAGUGAUGUUUUGCCCUUAAGAGUCAUCCCUCCAACUCUGUUGGCUUUGGUGGUUUAUCCAUUGGUGGGACUUAACAUGAAGAAUCAAGCAUUUUUUAUCUUUAUCGGUGUUCUCAUCUUGUUCAACCUGGGCAUUUCAUUAGAAAUACUAGCGAUCGGUAUUAUCUUUGAAGAUCUGAACAAUUCGAUCAUCUUCAGUGUCUUGGUCCUGUUGGGAUCUCUAUUGUUCAGCGGCUUGUUCAUCAAUACCAAGGAUAUUACGAGUGCGGCCUUCAAGUAUCUCAAGAACCUCUCCUUGUUCUAUUACGCCUAUGAGUCGCUGUUGAUUAAUGAAGUCAAGAGUUUGACGUUGAGAGAAACGAAAUAUGGACUCAAAAUCGAAGUUCCAGGUGCUACUAUCUUGAGUACAUUUGGGUUUGUUGUGCAGAAUCUAGCCUUCGAUAUCAAGGUUCUCGGGCUAUUCAACAUGUUUUUCCUCUUGGUAGGUUAUCUGGCAUUGAAGCUAAUUGUCGUAGAACAAAAGUAG
Molecule: messenger RNA, 3111 nt
Organism: Torulaspora delbrueckii
Lineage: Eukaryota; Fungi; Ascomycota; Saccharomycetes; Saccharomycetales; Saccharomycetaceae
Gene: ADP1
Product: putative ATP-dependent permease ADP1
Exons: 1
Coding region: 1-3111 (1036 amino acids)
Cellular component (GO): membrane
Molecular function (GO): ABC-type transporter activity; ATP hydrolysis activity; ATP binding
Source: RefSeq, a predicted model, not a curated record